Messenger RNA from Pleurotus ostreatus (oyster mushroom), 2103 nucleotides. RefSeq lists its product as uncharacterized. NCBI's taxonomy places the organism in Eukaryota, Fungi, Basidiomycota, Agaricomycetes, Agaricales, Pleurotaceae. The record is from RefSeq and is a predicted model, not a curated record. The coding region runs from base 1 to 2103 and encodes 700 amino acids. The transcript is spliced from 12 exons.
AUGGCUCGCAAAUCAACUCGCAGUCGUGCUACUCCUCGUUCGAGCAAGAUUGCUGAUGAUCCAGCCACUCCCCCAACUUCUCCUGCUGUCUCCAUGCCGGCCACGCCUCGACCCAAGAGAAUUUCCCCGAGGAAACGCGAUGUUCCUCUCGACACUCCAGCUGUUCAGAUGAGUGAUUCAAUUCAUGCUCCUCCCAUCUCCCACCGUUUGUCGUUCGGGACUGCAAUCGAUGGCGAAGUCGACACGUCUAGCUCUUCUCAGACGAACACGGAGUCUGAAGCGCAAACGGCUCUCGCCGAUGGAGUAGUACUGGACUCAACGGCUCCAGUCAAAGUGUCCGCCGAAGCGGUGGCAGAGUUAACUACACAACCUGAAGAUAGCAAGGCCACACCUACGCCAAAAGGGAAACGAAAACGUGCCGUCUCCACUGUCUCUCCCUCGCCUGCAGCAAAUGCCUCGCCUACGCCGCAGGGGAAACGAAAACGCGCCCGCUCCACAGUCUCUCCGUCGCCUCCAGCAAAACCUCUCGUCCGGGGUGCCAAGAAGCCCAUACUGGCAUCUCCCGACGAACUCAGAGCUGCGCGGCAGGCGAACCCAGCAAAACGCAUCCGGCCCAUCACUCGCUUUGACUCGGAUGAUGAAGAGGCCAGUACCGCCCCAAUUGUAGGCCGUGCAGAUUCACCCGUACCCCCUGCUUUCAGGACUUCAUCUGAGGGUACCCCGACACCACCCAUUCCCAAGCUUGAGCUGUCAUUUUUCAACGAUGAGGCUGAAGAAGACAACACCGUAGAGGCAGAGAACUUGACUAAGAUUGCGUGGGGCUCUCGAUCUCCUUCGCCACAGCUGACGACGCCAUCGAAAUCGGAAGCGUCUCGCCGUGGUGAUGUCAAGAAGGUGGAAGAGGAAGCGGAGUCUCUCGUUACACGGGUCAACACUCUUUUGGCGAAGAGCAAGAACAUGAAAGCCAAGGGCUCUCCGAAUCGGAGCGGACGCUGCGACGACCCCAUUCUGCCGGACAGCUCUGACGACGAGGCCACUCCCAAGCAUGGAACGAAUAAUGAUGGCCCUCCCCUCUCUUUCCCUGAGAUCCCCCCCGUCCUUAAUGGUAUCAUUUCGGCGUUGGAAUCAUUGAAAAUCUUGCCACAUUUGAGACAUAGUGAGCUACUACCGAAGUAUACACCCCAAACUUCGGACGACGUGCAAAACCCCGCCGUACUUCAUGUCAUGGGGUGUAUGACUGACGAAUAUGCAGCAGUUGCUAUUUAUGACGCGCUUCACUUCCAAGGACGGGGUGUAUAUGCCAACCCACUAAUUGCAAACCCCCGUAACUUCCGAGUCGUCAACAAGACAGUUAUGUUCGCUUCCGAAAGCCGCUCGCCUGCCGUCUUCGUUAUGCCGAUUGUCGUGCAGAGCUGUUCUUUGCUAGAACUGGCCUCUGUCAACCCAUAUGACCAGCAUCUUCGGCUUACAGGAUGGCUCUUCGAUGAAGUCUUCAGCCUCUUUUCUUCUUUUGUUGGGAGUCUUCUCAAAUUGGACACUGUUUACGCCUACAUGAACGGUUUCUGCCUUCAAUUUAGCUCUCGUCUUGCUAAGGCAGAUGAUGCCCGCUCUGCUCUUUCUGCUCCGAACACACCCCAGCGUACAUCCAUGGCAUCCAUGGCCUUCAAGCCCGCGGGUAGCGCCCAGAAUCGCGCUCGCCAAACGGCACCGUCGACGGCCAUGACAAGACGCUAUCCAUCUUCGGUCGCCUCAACUGAUACUGUUCCAAUCUACGAUGGGCGACUCAACCGCGGCAACUUUUGUUUCACUGAUCGUGACUGGGAUCAGCUGCCCUCAAUGAUACGCUAUGGCGUACCAAUGCCCGCUUCUGACGAGGCUCCCGAUAACAGCCUUGCGCAGGACUUGCCUGCCAGCAAACCUCACAAAUUCGUCGUCGCGCUCGUUGGGUUCACCAUGACCACAUUCAAUCCUAAACAAAAUCCUACCUCCACCGUUGCUUCGUUCAAUAUUCAGUUCUCUGUAGUUCUUGGUGCAUUCAAGUCACUUGAGAAACCUCGCAAAGUCACGAAGGAGUACAUUGAUCAAGUCCGAAAUAGUGUCUAG